CGCGCAGGCGCGUGUGACCCUUUCCUCAGCUGCCGCCAAGGUGCUCGGUUCUUCCGAGGGAGCUAAGGCCGCGUUGGGGUGAGGCCCUCACUUCAUCCGGCGACUAGCACCGUGCCGGCAGUCCGCAACAUGGCCUCCGUCUCCGAGCUCGCCUGCAUCUACUCCGCCCUCAUCCUGCACGACGACGAGGUGACGGUCACGGAGGACAAGAUCAAUGCCCUCAUUAAAGCAGCUGGUGUCAAUGUUGAACCCUUCUGGCCUGGCCUGUUUGCAAAGGCCCUGGCCAAUGUCAACAUUGGGAGCCUCAUCUGCAACGUAGGGGCUGGUGGGCCUGCUCCAGCAGCUGGAGCCGCACCAGCAGGCGGUCCUGCCCCCUCGACUGCUGCUGCCCCAGCUGAGGAGAAGAAAGUGGAAGCAAAGAAGGAAGAAUCUGAGGAGUCUGAUGAUGACAUGGGCUUUGGUCUUUUUGACUAAACCUCUUUUGUUAACAUAUCCAAUAAAAGGAUGAACCUGUAA
Messenger RNA from Peromyscus leucopus (white-footed mouse), 516 nucleotides. It is a transcript of the gene Rplp1, whose product is annotated as ribosomal protein lateral stalk subunit P1. Gene Ontology annotation, molecular function: ribonucleoprotein complex binding; protein kinase activator activity; structural constituent of ribosome. NCBI's taxonomy places the organism in Eukaryota, Metazoa, Chordata, Mammalia, Rodentia, Cricetidae. The record is from RefSeq and is a predicted model, not a curated record. Gene Ontology annotation, cellular component: ribosome; cytosolic large ribosomal subunit. The transcript is spliced from 3 exons. Bases 130 to 474 code for a protein of 114 amino acids. Gene Ontology annotation, biological process: translational elongation; cytoplasmic translation.